AUCAAAAUUUACUUUGACAACUGUGGUCACUUUGACAACUAUGGUAAGUCAAAUAACCAUUCUAUUUACAACCACGAAGAGCAGAAAGCAUCUCAAAAUGCACAUGUCGAUCCUUGAGUCAGCUGGGCCACAACAACAGAAGACCAAAUCAGGUUCCACUCCUGUCAGCCAAAAACCGGGGAAUAUGAGGCUACGGUGGGCACAGGCUCAGGCUCACAGCUGAAGAGUGGAAACAUACCAGGCGAUGUGUUUCCAAUUGGUCCAUUGUCAGUGACCCAGCGCGCACCACAGCCUCCGAUCCCUGUUCUUGGGUGCCCGGAUUGGAACCUGGUGUGGUCUUCUGCUUGUGUAGCCCGUGUGCCAUGUUUUGCAUCCUGAGAUACUCUAUGAUUUUAUGCAUUGCCCUGCUGCCACAUGACAGGCUGAAUGGAUAACUGCAUGAAUGAGCAUGGUCUCUAUUAAAGUACAGAUGUCAUUAAUAUCUGCAUCCCGUGCGCUGCUAAUUGGCACCGUGUUUAUUGCAUUUAUGAAGGAUUUAUGGCGGAUUUGCGCGCCCACCUUUGAGUCAUCGUGUGUGUGUGUGUGUGUGUGUGUGUGUGAGAGAGAGAGAGAGAGAGAGAGAGAGACUCUCAAAGUUCUCCGAUCAUCGUUGUCAUAAUGGGGUCUUUUGUUCAAGUGCUCGCCUGUAUCCGUUUCACAUUAAUUAGCGCGGGCCCUGUAAUGUCGCGCACAGUUAAAUCGCAUUUUUCUUUGGUAUCAAAUAAACCUAAACUAACAUCUCACUGGGUUUAUGGUGUUCUAUGUUUGGUAUUUGGUUCUGUUUCUUUCUCCUCCUGUCUGCGUUGGUUUAAUGAAACAAACACGCUAUGGGAUAUGGAGACCAGUUCUUUUUUUUUCUUCUUUUUUUUGCGUUUUCUGGAAGGUUACCUGAGCCAUGUCGGCGUUGCGUGUCACACAAAGGCGAUUCCAUAAAGAACCAUUGUCGGACUGACCAAUGACCAGUGAAACGCGAAACCCCGCUUCCCCCUUGCUUUCCCAUCAGACCCAAGGAAGAAAGAAAAGCUAAAUAAGCCUCAGUUCAUUUCCACUGGACCCACACGGAGCUGCGCAGAGGUGAAGAGUGCAAGCGAGUGCUGCCAAAAAAGCGCCUAUAUUCUUACAUUCUGCAAGAGAAUCUCACGCUCUGCGCCAGUUGGAAAGUGAAAAUACGCGCAUUUUACGCACGGCCGAUAGGCUUCAUAGUGUUUGUCGGUGAAUGAUGUUUUUUGGCACGCGCUCGUUCCUCCGCGUAACGCGCUUUAAAUCGGAUUUCAGUGCAUUUUAAGCAGCUUGUCCCUUCUCAGCUUGUUCAUUGGAUGAAUAUCUGGCAUCACUGGUUGCUCAGAAAGGCUGAAGUGGACUGAAACUCGACCUCCAGCUCCUAAUCUGCAGAUUUCCAGAGGGGUAUAUAGGUAGAUUACAGCGAACACGAACCGGAUGCUGGAAACGCGCUCUGAGGAACACCUGAGCAGACAUCUCGUAUCAUUUGAAUCAGCGCUGUUGGAUUGCAGAGCAAAAAUGCUGGAGCACAGCGGGCCCGAUGUGAAGUUUGUGAACAAGUACUGUCCCAGUUCGUCCUCUUCGUCUUCAGCCUCCUCUUCCUCCUCGUCCUCAGCGCGCGAGAUGAAGAUUUUGGCCACGCUACGCGGCAGCCUGAGCCGGAAGUACCCGCAGAAGAACGGCGAGGUGCUGAGCGCGCAGUACGGCAUCAACCUGCUGCUCGUGGGCCUCGCGCUCAUGCUCGCGCUCGCGUACCAGGGACCGACCGUGACCGAGGAGACGGUGCUGGCUUUCCUCACCACGCUCAUGCUCAUGCAGGUGCUGUGGAUGAUCUGCUACGUGGCGCGCCUGGAGCGCAAGCGCAAUGAGCCGCCGGAGAGAGACGCUGACGCGGCCACCAGCUGGAUCCGAGGUGGUCUGACUCUGCUUGCUCUGCUCUCACUCAUCACAGAUGCUUUCCGUGUUGGGAACUUUGUUGGUUAUCAGGAGUGUGUGUCUCCCAUACUUGGCGUCUACCCCGUCAUACAUGCACUUCACACAGUGUCACAGGUUCAUUUUCUCUGGUUUCACGUUAAAGAUGUCAUAAAGCGUUACGAAACAUUUGAAAGGUUUGGCGUGAUUCAUGCUGUAUUCACUAACCUGUUGGUUUGGAGUAACGGAGUGAUGACUGAAGCCGAACAUGCUCUUAAUGACCACAAGAGACGAUUAUCAGCAGUCGGAUACUUCAAUUUUACUGUUGGGGAGGGCAAUCAGCCUAACUGUAAUUGUACGACCAGUGCGUGUUCGAUGUUCAGCAGCGGUCUGUACUAUCUCUGUCCCUUCAACAUUGAGUACCACAUCUUAGUCUCCGUGCUGCUCUUCGUCAUGUGGAAAAAUGUUGGCCGCACCCUCGAGCGACGCACCAAUCAGAAGCCAGCAUCGUCAGCACCAUUGCUAACAGGCUCAGGAGACGGACCUUUCCUGCUGCUCGGCUCAGCCCUUGGGCUCUUGGCACUUGCCAGUGCCAUCACAGUGCUCGUCAUCUACAUCAUCCACGUGGAGGAGUCACUGGAGGCACGCCAUGCAGCCAUCUCCAUGUUCUACUGGUUUGGAAUCAUCAUUUUGGCAUGCAUGAGUGUCGCCGGUGCUGUCGGAUUGGUCAUCUAUCGGCUUGAGGAUUGUCCCAUGGACACGGCGCCAAAUCCAGCCAGGACGCUUGAUUCUAAGCUGCUGCUCGGUUCUUCCAUUGGCUCCUGGCUUGUCUGCUGGUGCAGUGUCAUCGCAGUGGGUGGGGCCACAAAUUCACCCACCUACCGAUGGGCCAAUUUAGGAUACGCCAUACUUUUAGUUUUGGAGAAAUGCGUGCAGAAUCUGUUCGUCGUUGAGUCGCUUUACAGGAGACGAUGUGAGCCUGAAGAACAGCCUGCCCUUUGCACCACCCAUAACUCCAUCCUAAGCCCUAGCCAAGGAAAUGAGAAAAUCUUUGCUGUGUAUGAUGGUAUCAUUAACCAUGGGUACGAGUCACCAGAUAAACACUGUGAGAAUGAAAAGCAAACUUACGGCGGGCACAACGGGAAUGUGUCGCAUUCUCUUGGACACGGAAUGCCAGAGACGCCCAACAGACAGAAGCAGGUCCUGAAAAACAUCGCCAUCUUCCUGUUUAUGUGCAACAUUUCGCUCUGGAUCCUACCUGCAUUUGGAUGCCGGCCACAGUUUGAUAACGGUUUGGAGGAAGCAUCGUUCGGAUUCCCCAUCUGGAGCACGGUGCUGAAUUUCGCCCUUCCUAUGAGCCUCUUCUACCGCAUGCACUCUGUUGCCGUUCUCUUCGAAGUUUUCCGGAAAAUUUAG
Molecule: messenger RNA, 3366 nt
Organism: Ictalurus furcatus (blue catfish)
Lineage: Eukaryota; Metazoa; Chordata; Actinopteri; Siluriformes; Ictaluridae
Gene: otop1
Product: otopetrin 1
Exons: 6
Coding region: 1477-3366 (629 amino acids)
Biological process (GO): proton transmembrane transport; inner ear morphogenesis
Cellular component (GO): membrane
Molecular function (GO): proton channel activity
Source: RefSeq, a predicted model, not a curated record